This is a messenger RNA of Urocitellus parryii (Arctic ground squirrel), 4214 nucleotides long. RefSeq names its product tribbles pseudokinase 2 (gene Trib2). Gene Ontology annotation, biological process: protein phosphorylation; positive regulation of proteasomal ubiquitin-dependent protein catabolic process; regulation of MAP kinase activity. Gene Ontology annotation, molecular function: ATP binding; mitogen-activated protein kinase kinase binding; protein kinase activity. Lineage: Eukaryota; Metazoa; Chordata; Mammalia; Rodentia; Sciuridae. Gene Ontology annotation, cellular component: nucleus. The record is from RefSeq and is a predicted model, not a curated record.
GCCGGGAGAUGCGGGCGUGCUGAGCGCCAGGAUUGGCCUCGGGCACAGUCGGCCAGCCCCUUUAAUUUUUAAAUACACAGUCCUCUCUUACCUCUGGGUGGCAAGGGAAAAAAAAGAAAAGAAGAAGAAGAAAAAGAAAAGCCGUCAAUUUUCUCCAAAACAAACCCCGCCGGGCAAUUUGGGUUGAGGGCAGGGGGAGACGGAGUGGUUGCAAAUUACUCCAAGGCAAGAUCCAGUUCUCCAGCUGGAAAGGAACGCCGCGGGUUGGAAGAGCCGGGGAAGCUUUCUCUUCCAGUUCCCGCUGGACCCCCGGAAGCUGGUGCCUGGGAAAUCGGAGACCAUUGAUCCUCCUUGGUCCCCGCCCGGACUUCUGGCUUCAUUCGGAGGAAGAUCCGGAACGCGGGCCAGCGGCGACAGCAUGAGCCUGUUCUGACCUCCGCGCCGCGGGCCAAGCCCUGGGCUUUGUCGCGGUACCUGCGCCCGGCGGGGAGGCAACUCUGCCCAGCUUUUGCAAUCUUUUGUUGGCAGCUCUGACCGCUCCAAGUUAAAUGAUCCCUUGCUAUUUUUCUUUUUUUGUGUGUGUUUGUUUAAUUUUUUGGAGAGCUCUUGCGAUCUUGGAAAAGCCUCAGACGCCAUCUACAGUUAAAACGUAGGUAACUGCCCUCUCCGGCACCCCCCCUUCCACGCCCCCCACCCUUUCCACCAAAAAAGGGGGUGCAGCGCGGAUUCUGGCUGCCGUGCGUCGCGAGCCGGUAGACCCGUGCUUAUUUCCUUUUUGCUUUUUGUUUGGUUUCUARCGCGUGGAGACUGAGCCUCCGCCGUGCGCUUCCCGAAGACUACACAAACUACAGCCGGGCUUCUCCGCCCCGUCUGCGAUUCGGAAGGCUGCCUGGGGUUCGCUUCGGGAAACCCGGCGCUGCAGCUCUCCACCUUAACAUUCCGGUUACUCAUCUACAUCCAGUUGGGAAAAGAGAGAGAAAAACUAAAAAGUGAGGCGAUUCUGCACAUCGCUGGCUGCUUUGGGGUAACAAAAGGACCCGAGUUGCCUUUCGACGGAGCACCCCCCUCCCCCCGGGAGCCCGGCUCGGAGCGGACGAGGUGCUCGCGGAGCCCAUCGGGGGCUUCCAACUCUUUCUCCACGUAAACCCCUCUCCAUCCCCUCCCCUCUGGUUCCUUUUUUAUACCGGUGGCACAGAGGCGCCUGCAGCCGCACUCGCCUGCGACUCCUCUCUCCAGCGGGUUUUUUUGUUUGUCGUGUGCGAUCCCCACACUCAUGAACAUACACAGGUCUACCCCCAUCACAAUAGCGAGAUAUGGGAGAUCGCGGAACAAAACCCAGGAUUUCGAAGAGUUGUCGUCUAUAAGGUCCGCCGAACCCAGCCAGAGUUUCAGCCCGAACCUCGGCUCCCCGAGCCCGCCGGAGACUCCGAACUUGUCGCAUUGCGUUUCUUGCAUCGGAAAAUACUUAUUGUUGGAACCUCUGGAGGGAGACCACGUUUUUCGUGCUGUGCAUCUGCACAGCGGAGAGGAACUGGUGUGCAAGGUGUUUGAGAUCAGCUGCUACCAGGAGUCCCUGGCCCCCUGCUUUUGCUUGUCUGCCCACAGCAACAUCAACCAAAUCACGGAGAUCCUCCUGGGUGAGACCAAAGCCUAUGUGUUCUUCGAGCGAAGCUAUGGGGACAUGCAUUCCUUUGUGCGUACCUGCAAGAAGCUGAGGGAGGAGGAGGCAGCCAGACUGUUCUACCAGAUCGCUUCGGCCGUGGCCCACUGUCACGACGGGGGCCUGGUGCUGCGGGACCUCAAGCUGCGGAAAUUCAUCUUCAAGGAUGAAGAACGGACUCGGGUGAAGCUGGAAAGUCUGGAAGAUGCCUACAUCCUUCGGGGAGACGACGACUCCCUGUCCGACAAGCACGGCUGCCCGGCCUACGUCAGCCCCGAGAUCCUGAACACCAGCGGCAGCUACUCGGGCAAGGCCGCGGACGUGUGGAGCUUGGGAGUGAUGCUGUACACCAUGUUGGUGGGCCGCUACCCUUUCCAUGACAUUGAGCCCAGUUCCCUCUUCAGCAAGAUCCGCCGUGGCCAGUUCAACAUUCCAGAGACUCUGUCGCCCAAGGCCAAGUGCCUCAUCCGCAGCAUCCUGCGCAGGGAGCCCUCCGAGCGGCUGACCUCGCAGGAGAUCCUGGACCACCCUUGGUUUUCUACAGAUUUUAGUGUCUCGAAUUCGGGCUAUGGUGCUAAGGAGGCGUCGGACCAGCUGGUGCCGGACGUCAACAUGGAAGAGAACUUGGACCCUUUCUUUAACUGAGCUCACGUCCCCCAGAGACUUAGCGGGUACCAGGAGCGAGAGGGCCCCAGAAAGGAGUUCUUCCAGGGAACGYGGGGCCUGGCUGGGCAGCAUGAGGGACCCUCACUGUCACCUGUUUCUUGGAUCAGAGAAGGAAGGCUUCAAGGAGCUGGCUGAACCUGUAGCACGGGGCCAGAGAGGCGGGCAGGGGUGGGGUCGGGUGGACGGGAGCCCCCCAGCUCCUCCCCCCGUGUGGCCUGGGAGACCACCCCUGGCCCACUGGGCUGCUUCCAGCCAACCCCACUUUUCAUUUUGUUCAGAAAGUAGUUGCCGAUCUUGAUAGAAUCAAAACUCUCUGCCUCAAACMCACAUCUUGGCAUUGUACUGUUAGCAUUUAACUUCUCGUUAGGAUUCAGGGAAGGAACGAUUGGCCGAGGAGGUUUUUUUUUUUUUUCUUCUUUUUUCUUUUUUGUUCUUCUAAACAAGCCAACCACCUAUGUGAUAAUCAAUGGGAUUCGCUCAAAAAAUAAUAAUAAUAAUUCGGUGCACACAGUCUGACCUGAAACCUGGGUGCUACACUAAAGGAAAGCAGAAGUCCAGUUGGUGUCUCUUAAUCACUCUCCUCCACUCAUUUCUUCUAAACAGACUCUUCAAUGUCCUGCUUAGGAAAUGACAUGUUAAGGCUUUGCUCCCUGAAGGGGAAAAAACGUGUCCUCACGGGCUCUCCUGUUUCGUGUCAACUGGUUUGUGGCAGGAGGCUAUUAGAAGUCCAGCUUCCAGACAGACGYAUGACACUAGGGUAGCCGAAAGGGGGAGAAGAAAGGAAAAGAGAAGUUCAACUCCUGUUUGGUUUGUGUCCUUUGCAGGGUUUGCCUGGCAGGUCCCCCUCUUUGCUGAGUGACAGCCAGGGCCCAGGAGGGCGGGAAGCUCCUGGAACCCGGCAGUUGUGYGACUCUCUGAUCUCAACUACACAUUUUGUCUUUGCUUGAUGGGAAACUAGUGGAAUGAAACAGGUUGUCCCCCAUGUAUAAAACACAGGGCAGCUAUUUAAUUUUCUUUACGAAGAAUGAUCCCUUUGGCUCGGAAGGCCCUCUGGUUUGGAAAAAGCGGGAAGGAUGAUAAGCUGAAAGCUUGGAUGAUAUAAAUAAAACAUCCCUCUAUCCCAAUGCGCACCUUUGUAUUUUCAAAAACUCUUCUAUUUAUUAAGGAAAAUGUCACAUUGUGAUGUAUUAAGCCAGUACUUCAAUUACGGGUCGACUUGGGAUGACAUGUUACAUGCUGUAGUUAACAUUGGUAAUUUCUUUUUUCUUUUUUUUUUUUUUUCUUGUUUGAGUAUCUCUGUCCCUGAAAUAACCUUUCAUUUGGCUUUUCUAGAUAGCUUUAUUUGAUUUCGAGUGGCAAAAUGUUUUUUUAUUAUGGCUUUUCUAUUGCUGUAUGAUACAGAACUCUUUUGGCAUAAAUAUCUGUGUUCCCAGUACCUCAGUUGUUUGGAUUUUACGGCCUGUAUAUGUUUUGUGAAAUGGUCCUGUUUUUGGGUAGGUAACAUGUGGACUCUAGUAUGUAAAUGUUACUUGAAUCUGUGCUUCAUGAUAGUAUGUGGCAUGUGUGUGCAGACUCUUGGAUGCUUUCUGCCUGCUCAGCAGGAGCCCCUGUCCCCAGGAGGGCGGCUUCACGGUUCACAAUCAGGAGACAAGGCGGCCAUCGAUUUGCCCUCGAUUCUAUUUUGAUAAUGGAGGAUAGAGAGGAGAGGCUUUUUUACAUUCGGAAGAUGGUGCUGUGUCAAGAGGAUCUUUUUUCUUCCCUCUCCCCUAUUUUUUAAGUACCUUGUAGGAAGAAGGAUUGGCGACGUGCAUGGUGGGGAUCGAUGGCCUCUGGUGCUUUGUCCUGUAUUUGGUUUAAUGUUUUUGUCCUAAUCUCUUCAAUCAAUAAA